This is a messenger RNA of Salpingoeca rosetta, 1947 nucleotides long. RefSeq lists its product as uncharacterized. Lineage: Eukaryota; Choanoflagellata; Craspedida; Salpingoecidae. The record is from RefSeq and is a predicted model, not a curated record. The coding region runs from base 1 to 1947 and encodes 648 amino acids. The transcript has 4 exons.
AUGGCUGACGAUGGUGUGAUUGUGUUGAGCAGCGAUGACGAGGAGGAGCAGGAGCAGGAGCAGGAGUCGUGCAUCAAACUGGACAGCAGCGUGGAAACCCUGCUGGUGGAAGGCGACGAUGACACGCAGGAUCUGCCCAUCAUCGACCUGGAUGGAACAGCCGACUCCUCCACAACAUCCACUUGCACCAGAAGUGGCAGCGUGGUGCCUACACCGGCGAACGUGGACACCACACCUGGAUUCUCCUACCAACCGCACAUCAGCACCUCCACCCCAUUUCGUGCUUUGUCCAUGUCACUCGCAAAUUCACCAGCCACAACUCCAAACACAAGCAAAACCACAACUCCAGCCACAACAACGACGACUCAGCUGCCGCCGCCGCCGCCUCAGCAGCAGCAGCAGCAAGUACAGCAACAGCAAACAGUGUCGCCGACGACGGUGUCUUCCACAACAACAACAGCAGCAACAACAGCAGCAACAGCAACUGCGGUGACACAGCCGUGGUCAAUUUCCAGAUCAAGGGUGACCAACGGCAAGGCUGAUGCGGCUCAGCGGACACUGGCAUUCAACAACAACGACCAAACCACUCCCUCCUUUGUGCCCUUCUCAGCAACAGCACCAACAGCAGCAACAUCAUCAGCAACAGCAUCAGCAGCAGCAUUCAUGGCCUUCAAGAGCAGUGCGACAAAGCCAUCCUCGUCACCUCUGUUGGCGCCCGUUCGCACUUCUUCCCCACUCAUGAAGCUGCGAGGCCACAGCGAAGCCAGCAACGACACAGACGAUGAGUUGCCGCAGUGCCUGCCACUUUGGUCGUCGGUGAAGCCGACAGGGACAGUGGUUGCCCCCAACACGGCCCAGUCACCCACAACAACCACAACCCAAUUAACAACUGCAGCCCCAACCACGACGACGACGACGACGACGACGACGACCACGACCACCACGACACCCACGACGGCAUCAUCGACAAGAGCAGCAGGGGCGGUGAAGGUCAAGCAGGAGAAGCCAUUGUCGGGAGCAACACUGCCUGCGUCCAGCUGCAAUGCCGCUACUUCUACUGCCAUGAGUGGCGGAGUGGUGGUGAAACAGGAAGCGCUAACAACCCCUGUCAAGACAACCCAGGCCGUAUCUGCAUCAGUACCAACUACAGCAUCCACAACAACAACAGCUGCGACAACAACAGCAACAACAGCGACAGCUACACCAACAACGACAGCAGCCACGACAAAGGCGGUGGCAACAAAGGCGACUCCUCCGCCACCACAGCGCCGGCCAUAUCGGGGGUUGGCGCAGACGUGGACACUACCGCGCACCGCAACCUUUGGCAAGGCAUCGCACCUCGUCCCCGUCGCACACGUUGCAGACCUGUACCAGGCGAUUGACAUGACGCUGAGCAACCCGACCCUCCCGGCCGCGUAUCUGUCAAAGAUGUCACCAACUGUUGCCUUUUUCGAAACAGACAAACUCCUGGCCAGCGUUAUGAACACGCUUGAGAAUGCUGGUGCGACGCAUGAACCCGAGCUCGCUGUCCUCCGCUAUCUCGACGCCUUGGCAGCGCUGCAGGCUGCGCUGUAUUGGCCGAAGCGGCGGGCGAUGGGACCGUCUGUGCGCACGUGUUUGUGGAGAGCACUGCGUCCACUGACGCGCCCAUCCAAUGAUGAUGAUGAUGAUGAUGAUGAUGAUGAUGAUGAUGAUGAUGAUGAUGAUGAUGAUGAUGAUGAUGAUGAUGAUGAUGAUGAUGAUGAUGAUGAUGAGGGAGGGUUGAAGGCAAAGAGGCGAUCAACACGACGCCGCCGGCGCGUGAACUACAAAGAGCAACAAGUGCAGCCAGAAGGCAGUAGUGCAGACGACGACAACAGUAACAGUGACGAUGACGAUGAUGAUGAUGAGGAGGAGGAGGAAGAGGACGGGUCCCCUGCGAGAAAGCGGGCGCUGCAACGGCAGUGA